AUGAAUCGAUCUUGGGAAGAAAUAUUCAUGGACAACUGUGGACCCAACCAUCUUCAAUUGUUAUCAAUAGCGUCUGCUCUGGCACUUGCUCCAUUGUCACUCCUGUUCCUUUUGGCGGUUCGGGUAUUUUUCAGAAAGAGGAAGAUUUUUCACCCACUGUUCUCAUUCUGUUUCAUUGUCCUUCUUCUUCUCUAUUUCUUCUCCACGACAUUUCUUGCAAUUCGAAACAUCACCUUCACUUUCUACGGUGAUAACUAUGGACCAGUCGAAAGAACUGCAGAUGUUAUAAUCAGAAGUUCUGAACGAAUUUAUAUGGCUUUCAACUUUUUCAUCCCUCCCUUGAUCGCAAUUGGUAUCAUCGAGCGACUGUAUGCCACAUCGCUCUCCAGGUUUUAUGAGAACUCUAGACCAUGGCUGACACUUGGUUUCGGAUUGGUUUGUGCGACUAUCCUUGUUUACAUCGAGUUUUCGAAUCGCCACGCCAUAAUGGCGACAAUACCAACUAGAAACAUUCAAGCUCUAUUCGCUAUCACAUGUUCCGUUUCUCUAUUUCUUCUUCUCAUUGCAAAUCGUUCAAAAUCCAAAUCAGGAAGAGCCAAAUCUGCAUUAUCGGAGAGAUAUCAAGUCACUGAGAAUCUGAAAGCACUCCGGAUACAAAUUCCGAUUGUUUGUAUUGAUACGGCAGUCCAAGUCAUGUUUUUAUGCUCCGACGUGUUCUUAAAUACAGCGCAGGUGCUUAAUCUCAACUAUUGCUAUGACGACGACUAUUAUCUGAAAAAGUUUGCCACAUUUCGAUUGAUUGGAUUCACCCUCCAAUAUCUCAUUCCCUUCAUCGUCCUGUUCCACUUCAGCCAAUUUUGCUGCAACACAAUUCGUAGAAGACCAGUUAAAAGAUUGACACCAAUAUCUCCAUCUCCAGAAACCGUCCCAUCGAAUGUUGUCACAAUUCGUAAUGUUUUCGGAAUAACUCUGUCUGGAGAUGAUCAAGGGCCAGUUGGUCAGGAUGUUCAUUUUAGGAAUUUGUAUGCACAAUGGAACUAG
Caenorhabditis remanei is the source of this 1041-nucleotide messenger RNA. RefSeq lists its product as uncharacterized. Lineage: Eukaryota; Metazoa; Nematoda; Chromadorea; Rhabditida; Rhabditidae. The record is from RefSeq and is a predicted model, not a curated record. Gene Ontology annotation, cellular component: membrane. The transcript is spliced from 5 exons. Gene Ontology annotation, biological process: sensory perception of chemical stimulus. The coding region runs from base 1 to 1041 and encodes 346 amino acids.